Messenger RNA from Vombatus ursinus (common wombat), 2252 nucleotides. Its product is annotated as coiled-coil domain-containing protein 157-like. The record is from RefSeq and is a predicted model, not a curated record. Lineage: Eukaryota; Metazoa; Chordata; Mammalia; Diprotodontia; Vombatidae. The transcript has 10 exons. Bases 1 to 2175 code for a protein of 724 amino acids.
AUGUCCAGCGAGGGCGGCCAGGCAGUCCUCCCCAGGCAGAGCCUCUCCAGCCCUCUUCAGCCCUCUCCUCCCCAGGCCUUCUGGGCCCUCAGUCUGUGUGUCUCUUUCUCUUUGUCCCCCAGGCUCCUUUUGCUUCUCCAGAGCUUUACCAGCUACACAGACAACAUCACCAGCAAUGAGCUGAUCCCUGCUGCCCGCGAUGUGGGGCCCUGUAUGUCCAUUGGGCUCACCGUGCGCAGGUACUGGACCAGCAUGUUGAGGCUGGGAGAGCUCUACCGGCAAUCACAGACUCAGGUAGGGAUGGCUGUCCCGGCAGCAGGCUGCGCCCCUAUCCAGGGAGGGGCUGACGGCUACCCCCCUCUUGAGACCACGAUUGUUUCAGGCCUGUUUCUCCACCAUCACAAGACAAAGCAGGAAGAUUCCCCUGUCCUCCCUGACCAGAGCGAGGCAGCCGACAACCAUCACCCAGUCAUCCCCGAGCCCGAGGCCUUGGAAGGGGGCGAGAGUGAGACCGACAGGGCCCUGACACCCGGCCCCCCCCCCCCCUGCCAGCCUCAGGAUGCCAGCCCCGCCGGGCCCCCCGUGCCCGCUGCCUCGGCCAGCACCACCCGCAGCAUCCACACCCAGACCAUCGACACAGCCUUGGUUCCCUGCGAUGCCUGUAGCAGCGUCCAGCGGAGCUUGUGGGAGGUGAGCAAAGCCAUCGUCAGCCUGUGCGUCAGCCAGAACCUGCCCUCGUCCUUGGACAAGUUUCAGCAUCUGGUGCAUGAGACCAUGGGGCAGCAGCCCAUGUCGGUCAUGGACCUGAGCUACUGGGCAGCUGAACAGAGCAAAGACCUGUCCCGCAUCGGCAAGCACCUGUUGGCCCUGAGGCAGGUGGUCAGCCCCAUCCGGACGCAGCUGGAGGAGGCCGAGCGGCUGAAGCAGCAGCUGGUGCAACAGCUGGAGGACCAGGGGCAGGAGCUGCAGAAGGAGCGGGCUGAGCAACAGCAGCAGUGGCUGGACACCGAGAGGCAUUGGGCUGAGCAGGCACAGAAACAAGGACAGGCACUGGCCCAGCUGGAGGAGGAGAAGCAGGCGCUGCUCUCAGAAACAAGCCUCCUGAAGCAGACGGUGGAGACGCUGAGUGAGGAGCUGAAGCAGAAAGAAGAUGCCAUCCAGGACCUGGAGGCGAAGAAACAGCAGAUGCAGGAGGACAUGAGCAACAUGGUGAAAAAAAGCGAGGUCAAGCAGCUGGAGGCCCGGGUGCAGCUGCUGACCGGGCGCCUGGAGAAUGCCAGUCAGCAGUUCAGCUGGGCCAGCACGGAGCUGGACAAGGAGAAGGCAAAAGUAGAGAGCAUGAUCCGGCACCAGGAGUCCCUGCAGGCCAAGCAGAGGGCCCUGCUCCAGCAGCUGGACAGCCUGGAUCAAGAGCGGGAGGAGCUCCGGACCAGCUUGGAAGAGGCAGAGGUACAGCAAGCUAACCUCGAAGGUCAGCUGCAGGCCGCAUGUGGAGACAAGGAGCACAUGGAGGUCCAGCUAAAGGCCCAGCAGGAGCUGCUGCAGAGCCUCCAGCAGGAGAAGCAGGGCCUGGAAUGGGCCACGGAGGAGUUGCAGGUGACCGUCUACCAGCUGGACAAGUCGAUCCUGGAGCUGAAGGAGCGGGAGCGGCUGCUGGUGGCCUUCCCUGACCUCCAUGUCCCCAGCGAGGCCCAGUUUGAGAGCUCUGGGAACGUGGUUGAGGACAUGGAGAGGCAGGUGCAGGCCAAUGACAUCCGCAUCCGCGUCCUGGAGGAGGACAACAUGCGUCUGCGGGCCACGCUGGCCAAGCUGAACGAGGUGACCCAGCAAGGCGAACUCAAGGCCCAGAUCUGGUCUUCAUCUCCUAAAGGGACCCAAACAGGGACCUUCAGCCAUUUCCGAAGACCUUCUCCAGGUCCCCACAGCGCGUCUGCCAGCCGCCGGGACCGUCCCUCUAGCAGCCGACCCAGCAGUGACAGCAGCCUCUCUGGCCAUGCCUCCCGGCCCCAGCCCGGCUGCCCCAAGGCUCCUCGUGCCCAGAGGUCCUUCCGCUCUCCGUUAACCGUCACAGGCUCCUCAAAGGCCUCUGGCAGCGCCAACAUUGCCUACGUGGAACUUCGAGGGAAGGGCAGUGGGAAGCAUAACUUGGCGGGUUCUGCACACCAGCUGAGGUAGCAGGAGGUGACCACAGGGACAAGAAGGUGGCCUGGCCAGCCUAGCCCACGAAUCAAUAAAGCCAACAGCCUCUUCCU